Molecule: messenger RNA, 2885 nt
Organism: Blastomyces gilchristii SLH14081
Lineage: Eukaryota; Fungi; Ascomycota; Eurotiomycetes; Onygenales; Ajellomycetaceae
Exons: 3
Coding region: 361-1923 (520 amino acids)
Source: RefSeq, a predicted model, not a curated record
GUUUGUUUAUUUAUUCACGACGCGCCGCGUGAAUAGCAGCGUGAAUAGCAGAACGUCUUCCUCUUCACGCUUCUCUCAACAACACAACACAACUACAACACAACUUACACCAACACAACUCAAACUCAACACACAAUAGGCGCUGCUUUAUCUGCUUCUCGAGUAUCUCAUUUUCUUUAUCUCUCUUCAUCUGACACACUCAUCAUCAAUCAAUACACGCAAUACAACUACCAUCACCAUCAAAUUUUCUAUCAAACAAAUCAUACAAAGAGCUUCAAAGAGCUUCAAAGCUCCUCAAACCGGAAGCUUUAACCUCGAUACUAAAAUCAAUUAUAAACCAAACAAAUAUCCAACAGCAGCAUGCUUCUGUUUCCGUUCUUGGGGCUUGUUGUGUCCCUGACCCUCUGGGGCACGUUCUACCCUGUGCCAUUUACCGAUGUCCGCCCUCACGGGCCCUUCAUGGGCAGAAUUACAGGGGCAAUUAAGGCCUCAUUUUUAUUGACGGGCACUUAUGAGUUCAUUUUAACCGCUGGUUCGAAGGCCACCGGCGCUCUCCAACAUGAGUCGUUCUCCAGUUCCUCAGGGGCCCCCGGAUUCCCUAUUGACACAUAUCUUGAUGAUAUGUCUUGCAACAGCAGCUCCUGGGCAUUCACCACGGCAACACUCUCCAAUCCAUGUCUCUCGCGAGAUAUGUAUUCCAGCAAUUCCUCAGAAAUCGCUUUGGUCACUGAGCCUCUGGAAACUCCUCAUGUUGCUACCAGCGGCAUCGAGAAGGCCCACACUACGCAAUCAGCCCAGUCAUCCACUUUUCUACUGGAGCUGGCUCUCGGGUCCCUGGUAACUGUCCUUGUCUGUUGGCUGAGUCUUAGACUCAUGAAUAAUGCUUACACACUGAAGGAUUUGGCCCUCUCCUUGGGUAGACUUUUCGUGCCUUCACCCGAGGUGGCCAACCACCUCGUUAUGACAUCUGGCCUGACUGUUACGGUCAACUCGAGCAAUGAUGUGGUCUUAUUGCCCACACCGGAAGCUUGUGGGUCCGUAAUGGCCAUGGCCGAGUCAGCUUUGGGCAUGGGGCAAUCGGGUGUGAACCCCAUCUACUCCAUGGAGAAUAGGUCUUUCUUCACCGGCUCUGUUGCGACGUGUGACGCUUGGCUGUCAACCCCUGCAUUGGUUACAGGCUCACAACUGGUGGACUUCCAUCCGGUUGUCGACGCGGUAAUCAAUCGCUUGGAGCGACUACAGGUCGGAGCGCCCGUUAACUGGUCGGAUUGCAUGGCCGCAGACUCUGAUGCCACACCCGUGGGAAAAGUCAACAACGAACCCGGUUCAACUUCCGAGUCGUCUGUCACAUUCGCUCCUGUCCGUAUGCCCCAGCUGACGGCGCUUGUGCUCCGUCGGUUUGAAAACAUCUCGCACUUCGUGCUCCUGCGGCUCGUGUUCGUUAUCGUCGCGGCCGUAGGUGAUGGGCAAACGGUCGCGGAAAAUACUAGCAGCCCCGACAAGGAAGAAGGACCCCCGCAGCGCCCAAAGAAGAACAGGAUGGGCCAGAGGCAGCGACGUCGAAUUUACCAGCGCGAGAUGCGUAAGCAGCAGGCGGAACUGAUAGAGCGCCUGGAUGCGGGAACUGAUGAUGGAUCCAAUCCAUCACCGCAAACCCCUCCAGGUCCUGUACCAGCCUCGUCUGCUGGCCAUGUCGUGCCGUCAACAGUUGCGCCGAUGGUUCCAAGUCGGCCUGCCAUGCCUGUGAAUCCGCAGGGCCAGGGGAAUGGGUUCCGCCCGCCUCAUCCACAUCCGCCUCCCCCCCAUUGGCAAUUCCCAGUAGUUGCUCGACAGCCGCCCUUCCCAGGGCAGGGAGGUCCGGUGACACCGUACCCUUGGCAGUACCAGCAGUACGGCUAUCCCCACGCGUUCAACUUUCGUUAGUUCGCUAGAUACUGGUUGAGGACAAAAGAAUCUGCUCCACCCCACUUGAUGGAGUUUUUCCUCCGGCCUUUCGUCAGAUUGGUUCGGUGUAGGUGAACGAAGUCAGGCGGGAGAGCGAUCUUUUUGACUCUUUAACCAGUCUGGUGAAAAUUCGGAAAUGGACACGUCGAUGAGAAAUCGAGGGAUACGGCUGUGUGGGACCCCGAGACGGUUGGCACGGGGUGUCGGAUUUGAGAAGAUUAAGCAUAAAAUAAGGAGGGUCAAGAUUGCUUUUUCGGGGGAGCGGUGGGCUAUGAUCCAUCCGCAGGACCUCGCGCCCCCUUGGAUCUCGGGAAAAUAAAUCCACGCCACUUCCAUAGUGGGAUGAAUCCGCAACUAUGACAAUCCCCGACAACAUCCCGCCCAGUCCACAACCUUGUUCGGAUUCAAUCACUCUUCUAUUUGAAUCUCCACUUCUCCUCGAAAUAAAACAUCUGUGGCUACGGAAGUCAGUAUCUCCAGCACGGAGAGCACAAUAUUGGAGAUGAACGAUUGAAGAUGAACGAUUGGAGAUGAACAAUUGGAGAUGAACGAUUCCUUUUUGCAUUGUAUCGGGUGUAUAGAAUUGGAAACAAGUGAUUGAUUGAAUGAGAUACGAUGAAGAGAAAGAAUGAUUCUUUCACUUAUGAUUGUUUCCGCUGUUUUGAUCGGUUGAUGUUUGAGGCUUUGUUUUUCUUCUGAAUCUUUCUUCUUUUCAGUUUGUUGUCAGUCAUUUCUACUUUUUAUGCAUUGGAUACCCACUUUUGCAUUUAUUUUACUUUGUUCAGUGUAUUUUUUAUUUAAUUCAUGUAUGUGCUUUCAUAAAGCUUUUCAAUACAUAAUGUAUUUUCAUCAAAUCAAUCUGUCUUUCUGAAAUUGUAUAGAUUAUGUCAAAUCUACUUUUGCUUUCCUGAUAGACUUGAAGAUAAGAAUAAUACAUAUAC